This is a messenger RNA of Aspergillus caelatus, 1068 nucleotides long. It is a transcript of the gene sec53, whose product is annotated as phosphomannomutase SEC53. Bases 111 to 920 code for a protein of 269 amino acids. Gene Ontology annotation, biological process: mannose metabolic process; GDP-mannose biosynthetic process; protein N-linked glycosylation. Gene Ontology annotation, molecular function: phosphomannomutase activity. The transcript is spliced from 6 exons. Gene Ontology annotation, cellular component: cytosol. Lineage: Eukaryota; Fungi; Ascomycota; Eurotiomycetes; Eurotiales; Aspergillaceae. The record is from RefSeq and is a predicted model, not a curated record.
GUUACUGUAAUGCCUAGUGCAGUGCAAGUACAUAAAUUUCCUAAAACAGGGAUUAUCGUCUUUUCUACGUAUCUCAACCUUUUGCACUUUUCCAUCUCCUCAACAGCGUCAUGGCAGCGGAAGCCGCAGGUGUGUAUCCAGCUCUGGAGGACCGUCCUGUAAAGGACACAAUCUGCCUUUUCGAUGUCGACGGUACAUUGACUCCUGCGAGAAGGACUAUCUCUUCCGAAAUGCUCCAGCUCCUCUCUCAAUUGCGCCAUAAGUGUGCUAUUGGAACCGUUGGUGGCUCUGAUUUUGCCAAGCAGCAAGAGCAAUUAGGCACAUCCUCGACAAAAGUUUCCUCACUUUUCGAUUUUUGCUUUGCCGAAAAUGGAUUGACUGCAAUUCGCUUGGGCAGGUCCCUCAUCAGCAACAGCUUUAUCACGUGGAUAGGGGAAGAGAAAUACCAAAAGUUGGUUAAUUUCUGCCUCAAGUACAUCGCGGAUCUGCAGCUGCCAAAGAAACGUGGUACUUUCGUCGAGUUCCGCAACGGAAUGAUUAAUGUCAGCCCCGUUGGUCGCAAUGCCAGUGUCGACGAGAGAAAUGAAUUCGAAGCCUAUGACAAACAGCACAACAUCAGAAAGGGCUUCGUAGAAGCCCUCAGGACAGAAUUUCCUAACUACGGCCUUAGUUACUCGAUUGGUGGCCAGAUCUCAUUCGACGUUUUCCCAACGGGCUGGGACAAGACCUACUGCCUGCGCCAUAUUGAAGCCGAGAAAGAUCUCUCGGGCAUUGAAUACAAGACCAUUCACUUCUUCGGUGAUAAGUCUUUCCCCGGAGGUAAUGAUUAUGAGAUCUAUAGCGAUUCUAGGACAGUUGGGCAUGCGGUCAAGGACCCUGAAGAUACUAUGAAGCAGCUGAAAGAAAUAUUCCAGCUAUAACCCUGGGAUUAAUCAGCAAGGUUAUCUCUUUUAAAUUAUUUGGCUCAAAUAGGAUUGAUACUUAUUAUGCCGUUACAGGAGGACUCGAUUAUGACGUGAGAAUGUCAGAUUAUGGCGUGAGUCACUUCUAAAUCCAGUUUCAUCUUGG